Molecule: messenger RNA, 776 nt
Organism: Alosa alosa (allis shad)
Lineage: Eukaryota; Metazoa; Chordata; Actinopteri; Clupeiformes; Clupeidae
Gene: smim1
Product: small integral membrane protein 1
Exons: 3
Coding region: 241-453 (70 amino acids)
Source: RefSeq, a predicted model, not a curated record
CGUAAUACUGUGGAAUUUGGUCAGAGGUUUAUCUGGAGCGGUAGUAAUAAGCGGCGUGAAUAGCCCACUACGAGGUCAGAGGAAGCAGCGCUUUAAUGACCGCAGUAAAUUUUUCACCCGACUUCUGAUGAGACACAUAAAGAGCAGCAACACCACAACACACAUCAAUAGGAGCGACGACUCACACGGCUACAGGCUCCCCAAGCAGCGAAUACCGGAUUACAUUGGUGAGGCAAAAACAUGGAGGCUGAAGAUGCUAAUGUCUCGUACAGCAGGUGGAAUGAUGAUGUUAACCUCAACUCUGCUCAGUCCCAGUCCAGCUUAAUCAGGUUCUAUAACCGCCUGUGCACAGGGAACCUGGGCAUCUACAUCAGAAUCGCCGGAGCUCUGGCGGCGCUGGUGUCGGUCUACAUCCUGGGCUACGUGACUGGGUACUACGUCCAUGGACGCUGACGCCCCCUGCUGUUCAUGUGUGGUCAACGAGGAGUGGCUAGUCAGUGCACCGGAAGAUCCUGCACGUUUGAAAUACAUCCAGGACUUCAGCAGGUGCUGAGGAACCGGAACCAGGAUACUGUUCUGUCCUAAAACACACCAUUAUUUAACAGCAAAAAAAACAUUCAUAGUUUUAUAAUGACUUAACCUUGAAUGUGACUUACAGUUUUUCUCAGUCGCUUUGGUGCUUUUCUCAGAUCAGAAUGAAAAUUCUCAUUACCAUUAGUUCAACCUCCACAACAUUUAGUCAUUUGUGCACAUCAUAGUAGUAAUUUCUCCUUCCU